CAUAUAAGUAUAGUACCUCUUGAAUCUGCUUUUGCGCAGCACGUGUUUCUCUGCCCGGGACCGCGAGGACAGAAGGACCCUAGAGAGAUGCUGAGCUUCGCCGUGGUCGCCGGCGCCCUGCUGCAGGGCUUGGGCAGCGCCGCGCCGCCGCGGGCGCCCGCGCGGGGCGGUAUCAAACUGAGCAGCUGCCCCCAGGGCGGCUCGAGCCACGCCAGCCCGGCGCACGACGACAGCGAGGCGGGGAUCGAGACAUUUGCUGGAGACUAUGAAAUCACCACGUCCUACGGAAACGGCAGCACGUGCGGCGCGCAAGCCGGCGAGAACGGCCUCGACGGCGCUUUCCCCAGGAGGGCCCUAGCGAGCGCCGACGCUGCGACGAAGUCGUGGCUCCAGCUCUACAAAAGCUCCGGGGCGGGCGACGCGUUCGACUCCGAGACUAUAAAAGGCGCGGCGACGGCCGAGCUCGUAGCGAACAAGUACCAGGCGGGCGGGGCGCACGCGCUCCACGCCAUCGAGCAGACCGUCGACAGCGACGUGCAAUACAAGAACUACCGGUCGGACGGCACCAUAUUGAUGUUGACGGCCCCGACCAAGGGCGGCGUCGACGUCUUGGACGUCGCGUCCGCCGAGCUGGCGCCUACGCCCGGCACCACGAUGCAGUUCGUGGCCCCGGACGCGACCAAGGGCGGCGUCGACGGAGAAGCAGCGGCCCAGAGUUAUCUUGGGCGGGUCUCCUGGUGCCUCUUCCAGGUACUCGCUUCGGUGGUUCCGCGGCGCAGUAGCUCGGCGAAGGGCGCGGCCUGGCGCUCGUCCGUCGUCGGCUACCUGGUUAUUUGGGGGGACGCCACCCGCGUGGCGGCGGAGACUUCGGUCCGCGGCCGCAGCGGCCGCAGCGACGACAACACCAAGUCCAAAACCAAGACGAGGACCGAUAACCCUCCGCGCGCGUCGGCGGGAGGCCUCGCGCAGCGGCGCGCGCUCACGGGCUAUGUGAUGGACGACGAUAGCAUUAGAACGGCGGUGGCGGCUUGGUUUGCCGACCAGUCCGCCGCCGAGGCGACGUACGGCCACAUCUCGACGUGGGAGACAUCGGGGGUGACGGACAUGUCGGGAUUGUUCAGCUACUCGUCCUUCAACGAGGACAUUGGCGCGUGGGACACCUCUGGCGUCACAACGAUGGCCGGGAUGUUCUGGUACGCGUCGGCCUUCGACCAGGACAUCGGCGCGUGGGAUACCUCUGGCGUCACGUCGAUGAACUCCAUGUUAUACGGAGCCUCGUCGUUUAACCAGGACAUCGGCGCGUGGGACACCUCUGGCGUCACUAACAUGGCUGAGAUGUUCCGCGGGGCCUCGGCCUUCGACCAGGACCUCGGCUGGUGCGUGGACGAGGACGUGAGCCUGGAAGACGCGUUCUCCGAGACCAAGUGCGAGUCGACGUCGUGCAGCGUCGUGCAAAUGGACAACUGCCCGAUCACGGGCUAUGUGAUGGACGACGAUAGCAUUAGAACGGCGGUGGCGGCUUGGUUUGCCGACCAGAGCGCCGCCGAGGCGACGUACGGCCACAUCUCGACGUGGGAGACUUCAGGGGUGACGGACAUGUCGGAAUUGUUCAAAGACGCAUCGUCCUUCAACGAGGACAUCGGCGCGUGGGACACCUCCGGCGUCAAGAACAUGUUCGGGAUGUUCAUCGGUGCCCCGACCUUUAACCGAGACAUCGGUGGUUGGGCGGUUGACAACGUCGAGAGCAUGGGCAUUAUGUUCUGCUACGCCUCGGCCUUCGACCAGGAUCUCAGUGGUUGGGCGGUCCACAGCGUCACGGACAUGUACUACAUGUUCUUUCAAUCAGCCUUGAACCAGGACCUCGGCUGGUGCGUGGGCGACGCCGUGGGCCUGGAAGGCGCGUUCUACGACACCCCGUGCCAGUCGACGGCGUGCGGCAUCGUGGGGGGAGUCGACUGCGAUGUCAUGGGCGAUGGCAACGUCAUGGUCAACUGGAAAAUUAGAUGGGCCGUCGCGGCGUGGCUCUCGGAUGCGGCGGUCGCCGAGGCGACGUACGGCCAUAUUUCUACGUGGCAGACCGGGGAGGUGACGGACAUGUCGUAUUUGUUUUGCGCAGACACAGACUUGAGCGAUUGGAGGUGCAAUGCGGGCGCGGCGUCUUUUAACGAGGACAUCAGCGCGUGGGAUGUGUCUGGCGCCACGGGCAUGGAGUGGAUGUUCUCUGGCGCCACGAGCAUGGAGUGGAUGUUCUACGGCGCCUCGGCCUUCGACCAGGACCUCGGCUGGUGCGUGGGCGACGGCGUGAGCCUGGACGGCGCGUUCGACGAGACCCCGUGCGAGGCGACGUCGUGCGGCGUCGUGCAAAUGGACAACUGCCCGAUCACGGGCUACGCCAUGGACGACAGUAGCAUUAGAACGGCGGUGGCUGCGUGGACCUCGGACGCGGCGACCGCCGAGGCGACGUACGGCCACAUCUCGACGUGGGAGACUUCCGGGGUGACGGACAUGUCGGAGCUGUUUGCGCACGAGUACAAUUUGUCCUUUAACGAGGACAUCGGCGCGUGGGAUACCUCUGGCGUAACGAGAAUGUACGGGAUGUUCUGGGGCGCCUCGUCGUUCAAUCAGAAUAUUGGCGGCUGGAGCGUCGAACAAGUCACCAAUAUGCACUGGAUGUUCGGACACGCCUCGUCCUUUAAUCAGGACAUCGGCGGCUGGCGCGUCGAGAACGUCAGGGACAUGCACUACAUGUUCCACUGGGCCUCGUCCUUCAACCAGGACCUCGGCUGGUGCGUCGACAACGAUGUAUACCUCGACGAGGCGUUCUCCGGCAGCGGGUGCUGCUCAAUGUCUUGCGGCGUCGCUCAACAGGACGAAACCGGCGCCUGCCAAAUCAUCGAUUCGUGGGGCUGCUACUACUACUACUACGACGACGACGACGACGACGACGAUGGGGCCACGGAACUCGUCAUGUCAACGGGACUCGCGGCGAUUGGGAUCACGUUUACGGGCCUCACCAUCGCGGCGAUCGCGAAUGCGGUCCAGGAACAAUGCGCCCUGGGCCCCACGAUCGUCUACGAAGCCGGCACGACGCACCCGUACUACAUCUCACCAAAUCUAUGCACCAUCGGGACCAAGACCUUUUCGUCGGACAAGACAGUUCGCGACGCGUCUCCGCGCAAGGUCUGCCGCAAGUUCUGCGAGGCUGCAUCGGAGAAGGGCAAACUGGCGCUCAAGCACGUGCAGGGCCUGACCUGCUACUGCAAACGGAGGUAG
This is a messenger RNA of Pelagomonas calceolata, 3273 nucleotides long. Lineage: Eukaryota; Pelagophyceae; Pelagomonadales; Pelagomonadaceae. The record is from the annotation of a GenBank genome assembly.